This is a messenger RNA of Racocetra fulgida, 640 nucleotides long. NCBI's taxonomy places the organism in Eukaryota, Fungi, Glomeromycota, Glomeromycetes, Diversisporales, Gigasporaceae. The record is from the annotation of a GenBank genome assembly.
CGCGGAUCGUGGCCAAGAUCGUUAUAAAGAAGUAAUACCCGAAGCUGUUCCCUUUAGACAGGAAAAUAUCAUUCCACUUCCAGCGCGUUUGCGCGAAAUUGUUGAAAGCCGUUUCAUUGAUAACGCCCAUUAUGUCUUAGUUAUUGCUACAGACAAGGCAAUUUACGUGUUUGGUUUCAGCUCAAAUCCUGAUGGAAUAAUUUUUCACGAUAUGUCGUCAGAUAGAUAUCGAACAGAUUAUAGCAAGAAAGAAAUUGGUUCCAUAAUCGGUACCGAUGAUGGUCGUAUUUUCCUUAUAGAUGCUGGCGAACUCUGUGAGCUUGUUUACGAGGCAUAUUAUAUACAAAAAGAUGCUGCAUUGAAAUUAAUAGGAACAUAUUCAAUUAAUGAUGAUAAAUCGAUGAUGCUUAAAGAAACGCCUGCAAUGCUAAAAACAAAAGAACCAAAUGGUUUAUAUAUACUUGAAGUACAUGAUCCACCGCCUCAAAAUCAGCAACCCAUACCUCAACAAACUAGAUUAGAAUAUCAAAAAUUCCGUUAUUUUCAUGGUAUUUUCUUUGCACAACGUAGAGAAGGUGGUAUAGAAAUGUUGUCUACCACAUGUCCAAAUUAUGGUCUAAUGUUUAGUAGAUUUAUUCAG